AUGGGUAAUUAUAGUGAAUUGUUAUCAGAGGAACGUGGAGAUGAUUUCUUAGAUUACGGAGAGUUUGAUUAUUCUCAAAGGGAAUACCCUGGCGAAAUACGAACCUAUCCUAUUUGGGAGAUGGUCUUAAAGAUAGCAUUUUAUGUGCCGGUUAUUGUUAUGGCGUUGUUUGGUAACUUGUUGGUGAUUUUGGUUGUAGCGCGUAAUAAACGGAUGAAGACUACUACUAACUACUAUAUUGUUAAUUUGGCUGUGGCUGAUUUAUUAGUCGUAUUGACUUGUUCUUGGGUCCAUUUAUUAGAUGAUUUAACAGAAGGCUGGAUUCUUGGUGCCUUCUUCUGCAAAUUCAACACAUUCGCACAAGUCCUCUCACUGGUGGCCAGUAUCUUUACUCUUACCUUUAUUGCAUGUGACAGAUUUUUUGGCAUAGUGUUUGCCAUGAAAGCCCAUUUCAUAGAAAGACGUGCACGCUAUACAAUAUUAGCUUUAUGGCUGUGUUCGUUAGCUGUAGCUGCUCCUCUUCUAGUGUACAGGGAUUUAUAUGAGGUGCAAUGGAAAAAUCACCUUGAACGAUGGUGUGACGAUCAUUGGCCGGUUGUGAAAGCUUAUUAUACUCUUGUGUGUGUUGUGUUAUUUUUUCUACCUUGUACUGUAAUGACAAUUGCAUAUGCUGUGAUAAUUUGGACUCUAUGGGCUUCUCGUGCUCCAGGAGAGCGAACCACUAAAGAUAUGAAAGUACAGAGCAAGUUAAAGAAAAAGGUUAUUGUUAUGCUUGUAUUAAUAUUGGCUAUUUUUGUGGUUUGUUGGCUACCUCUGGUCUCUAUUUUGUUAUAUACAGAAUAUAGAGAAGACAAAAAUUCAAGGGUAGGUAAUGUUUUUCAUAUUAUUCUAAAAGAAUGGUUUAUUAAUUUUCAAUAUUUUGCUCGUUACCUUGCUCACACCAAUAGUGCUGUCAAUCCGCUAAUUUAUGCUGGUUUUAAUGAUAAUUUUAGAAAAGGUAAAUAUCAUUUUUCUUACAUUGCUUUUCACUUCCCAUGUGAUGCUUAA
Molecule: messenger RNA, 1047 nt
Organism: Lottia gigantea (owl limpet)
Lineage: Eukaryota; Metazoa; Mollusca; Gastropoda; Lottiidae
Exons: 5
Coding region: 1-1047 (348 amino acids)
Biological process (GO): G protein-coupled receptor signaling pathway
Cellular component (GO): membrane
Molecular function (GO): neuropeptide Y receptor activity
Source: RefSeq, a predicted model, not a curated record